Messenger RNA from Coregonus sp. 'balchen', 23657 nucleotides. NCBI's taxonomy places the organism in Eukaryota, Metazoa, Chordata, Actinopteri, Salmoniformes, Salmonidae. The record is from the annotation of a GenBank genome assembly.
AUGGAGGUAGGAUAAGAACGCGAAGCUGGGUUGGAAAAUCUAAACCAAAGCAGGAGAGAAAAUACAUUGCCUGUAGUGAGGGAAGAGCAAGGAACAGGGGAAGGAGAAAGAAAAGGAAAGCUUGGACAGAGACAAGAAGAGACUGAGAAGCUGAGAAGAGUGGCCAAACAGGAUACUACUGAAUUCCACUCAACGUGGGAAAUGUGAGCUUCUCUUUUUUAUUUUGUCAAAUGUUCUGUGACAGUAGCUGAUAUAUCUUAUGAAUCUAUAUACAUAUUUCAACAUUUUGAGUGAAUGUGACUGACUUUUAUUUAUUUUCUCUGCUCACAAAUGGGGUUUUCUUACUGCAGAUGGCUAUAUAUUGUGUAUUUGUGCAUGAUGGCUUUGUAAUUUAGCAUGAAUACAUGUGACUGCAGUGAACAUUAAGGUCAUUAUGGGUCAAAAGGAAGUUGUUAUAAAGUUGUUUAAGUUAUUAAAAGUUAUUACUGACAACAAUGCAAAUAUUAUGAAAUGUAUUCAAAUGUAAAUUUUACUAUUCAAUAGAAUCUAAGAGAUUGUUGCCUUUUCUUUGAACUUUUCCCACAGACUGACAAAGGUUUUACAUGCCUAAGUCUGAAGGAACUUAUGCUCUUGUUUUGAAGUGUGUACAGAUAAGAUCUUGACAGUGUGCUAUGCCAGGAAACCUGCAGACCUUUUCCCUUUAAUGUAACAUAACCAGCUUCUUACUUUUGCAGAGACAGGAUAAAAUGGCCUAUUCAACCUAUUUUUAUAGAUCACAUAUCAGGCACAUUAUGUUGGAAACAUACAAAGUUCAUAGUCAGCUAGUUGUGCUUUGCAAAGUCAUCGUGACCAUUUACUGUCUAUCAUUUUCUGUACUGUAUGUCUUUUAUCAAGGGAACUGGCAAGGAAUUAUAUGUGGAAACUGGGACCUCUUGUCACCUGCAGACUAUCCUUGAAUGAAGCAAGAAUAUUAGUGAAUAGUUGAUUAUUGUAACUCUCCCUGAUAACAUCUCUCUGAUCAAUGGUGGACUGUGUUGUUGUUACAGAUGGAGCUGCCACCUCGACCAAAACUCUUUGACUUCCAUGGAGUCUCCAUGACCCACUAUUUCACUGACAACUGGGAGAACAUACAAAACUUCCAGGCCAGACCAGAUGAUAUCCUCAUCGCCACUUACCCCAAAGCAGGUCUGUGCGUGUGUGUUUGUGUGUGUGUUUGUGUGCUGUCGACAUCUUGUAGGGAUAAAUGGAUGACAUGAGACGCAGCUCUUUGACAUGCCUCUCUCUCCCUCUUUAUCUCUUCCUCUUUCUCUCUCCCCAUUUCUCCAUCUUCUCUCCCCCUCUUUCUCUCUCCCAGGUACCACGUGGGUCUCCUACAUUCUAGACCUGCUGCAUUUUGGUCAGACAGCCCCUGAGCGUCAGACUUCACUGCCUAUCUAUGAGAGAGUGCCUUUCCUGGAGAGUGACUUCCAUAUUCUCCCUCCAGGUUAGAAUACAACCAUAAUAUAGCUCUACACACUGUAAAGCCUUUAUCUUGAUUACACAUCAAUAAAGUUUGAAGGGCACUGUGUACUCCAAAUAGAUAACUGAUCAGCUGACAAUGACGCUGCACUUACAAGUCUCAUCAGAGUCUCAGUGUAGAUCAAAUCUUUGUCAUACUUGAAUACAGAAUCUGGAAAACACCAUGCACUAUACCGUAACCUGAUUAUAAGUCCUCAUCAACAGCCAUGUUACUGUCACAAAGUAGAAGGAUAAUUUGCAUGGCUUGAAAUCUUAUACUGUGAGAAGUUGUGCAAAUCACAUAUUCCAGCUACAUGACAAUGAGCAGUUUUACUGUAAAGUCAUCCUUAUCUCCAAAAAGUACCCUAACCAGAACCUCACCCCUCCGUACACACAGGAACGGAGCUGGCAGACAAGUUAUCCACCUCUCCUCGCCUCAUCAAGACUCACCUCCCAGUCCAGUUGGUGCCCAAGUCCUUCUGGGAGCAGAACUGCAGGGUACAUUAUGUGUAACUUUCUCUCUCUGCUUGUUGACUGUGUAGUCUGUGAAUAUGUCUCUGCUCUAUAUGUCUCUGCUCUAUAUAUCUCUGCUCUAUAUGUCUCUGCUGGUGUAGCAUUCUGUCUACAUUUGUGCAUCCUCAAACCUGCUAUGCUGCAUUUUGUCCAGUAAGUGAACUUAAUUAAUGACGCAAUUUGUGUGAAUGCCCAAUGGAGGGCAGCAUAGCGUAACAUAGUACACUAACUAUCACAAACCUCUCUAGAACCAACGUGUGUCUCCUUGUGGAAUGCGAAGACUCCAUAGAAACCCAGUCUUUGUAAACAGUUUUUGUUGUCCUAAUUUUUCCCUUUUCCAUUUCCUUCUGUUUGGUUUGUUUAAGUGAUAAUGCCCGAGAAGCCUGUGUUAGGAGGAUAUAUUGCCAUGGGUGUUGUUAGUCCCGAGACAAAGUUGAGGUCCGGCAAACUGAACCAAUAACACCAGCUUCGAGGGCAUUAUAAUUUUUAUACAACGGGUUACCAACAUUUUCAAAUAAUGAUUGACAUAUUUUCAUUCAAAAUGUUAUUUUGAUUAAUUUAUUCAUACUUUUUCAUCCUUCCAUGAGAUAUAGUCCCGACACAAAUCUAAGGUGGCUACCCAAGCCAGCUGGUUGUUCGUUCUAUCGGUUCAUUUGCCAGAGACGCGACCCAGUUGUUAAGUCUUUUUGUUCUGUAUCUAUGGACACGACCCAGUCGUUUGUUCUAAAUGUUUGAUUGCCAUAAUGGCUGGCAAUGUUCUUAUUCCUUGCUUGCUAGCUAGCCAACUACAGCUAACUUACAGUCACAUCAAACAGUGCAGACAGAAUUACAGCAAAGUAGCUGAACUUGCAUUUGUUUAUGCUGCAUUUGUUUAUGCUGUCUAGUGACAUUUAUUUGGAUACAUCCAUAACAACGAGCUAAUGAUAUGCGGUUUUACCUGGCAUAGAAUAUGUGUUCUCUCGUCAGGACACUGUUGUUCAGAGGAGCUAGCCAACAACACAGCUAACACAAUCACUUCAAAUGGAAGCUGGAAAGACUGCAAACUAUCUGCAUUUCAUUUUCGUUUGACCUGUUUUCAUUUUCGUUUGACCUGACAUUUCUUUGUAUAUAUCCAUAAAAAUGAUUUUGACUGGCUGAGAAAAGCUGUCUGCCUGUCUGUCUCAUCCUGACUCCCAACAUGUUCAUUACUCUGGGACCGCUGGAGAUCGAAUUUCAAUAUUGAAACAAUGUUGCAAAUGUCGGAGAGACAGACAAGGUUUAUAGAAAUCUCCACUGUUGAAAACCACAUUUUAGUCUAAAAGAAAUGGGAGAUAAUUUCUAGAUGUUUUUUUAUAGUGGAGAUCAAGUUUAUAAAUUGCAUGGCUGGGCUGAUGAGACAGUGGAUUGCGCAGUGAGAUGUAACAGAGUAAAUAGGAAUUUCAACAUCAUAGCUUUAGCCGGUGUUAACUUGUGGAAUAGACACCGGCUGGAAUGCGGUUUUAACCUAUCAGCAUCCAGGAUUAGACCCACCCGUUGUAUAAUUAAAUGAUAUACUCUUACAUCAAGUCAUGUUGUAAUUGAAAUGAUUUCUCUCUCUCUGUAGGUUGUGUAUGUGGCCCGUAAUGCCAAGGACAAUGCAGUGUCUUAUUUCCACUUUGACCGCAUGAACCAGGCCGACCCAGAGCCAGGAGACUGGAACAACUUCUUACAGAGAUUCAUAGAUGGAAAGAGUGAGUGAAUGAGAGAAUGAAUGAGUGAAUGAAUGAGUAAGUGAACAAAUACAUUUGAAUGAGUAAGAGAGAUAGCACAGUACAGAUUCUGCUGAUGCUCUGUGAUUCUGGCUUACUGAUCAAUCUCUUUCCUGACUAUGUAUAUCUCUAUCUAUCUUUCUAACAUCCUCUCAUGUCCACAUGGCUGCUUUCCGCAGUGGUGUUUGGUCCUUGGCACGACCAUGUGACUGGCUGGUGGGAGAGGAAACAGACUCACUCUAAACUCCACUACCUUUUCUAUGAGGAUAUGGUUGAGGUGAGUUGAAUAACUACCUCCUGUGCCAUAAAGGUGCUGUUCUUUUUGCAGAUUAUGUAGCGCAUUAACUUACAUAAAGGUAGGCUGUAUAUCAGUGUUAUAUUGUUAUAUUGAUCAUCUCUAGCAUUAGCUUUCAGUGAGGAAGAGUACUGUAGUAGGAUGUCCCUUGUGGGUAUCCGUACCUACAGUGCAUUCGGAAAAUAUAUAAAAAAUCAGGCCCCUUGAAUUUUUCCACAUUUUGUUACGUUACAGACAUAUUCUGAAAUUGAUAUUUUUUGGGGGGAUCAAUCUACACACAAUACCCCAUAAUGACAAAGCAAAAACAGGUUUUUAGAAAUGUUUGCAAAUGUAUAAAAUAAAAUAAACGGAAACAUCACAUUUACAUAAGUAUUCAGACCCUUUACUCAGUCCUAUGUUGAAGCAUCCUUGGCAGCGAUUAUAGCCUCGAGUCUCCUUGGGUAUGACGCUACAAGCUUGGUUCACCUGUAUUUGGGGAGUUUCUCCCAUUCUUCUCUGCAGAUCCUCUCAAACUCGGUGAGGUUGGAUGGGGAGCAUCGCUGCACAGCUAUUUUCAGGUUUCUCCAGAGAUGUUAGAUCGGGUUCAAGUCCGGGCUCUGGCUGGUCUACUCAAGGACAUUCAGAGACUUGUCCCGAAUCCACUCCUGCGUUGUGUUGGUUGUGUGCUUAGGGUCGUUGUCCUGUUGGAAGUUGAACCUUCGCCCCAGUCUGAGGUCCUGAGCACUCUGGAGCAGGUUUUCAUCAAGGAUCUCUCUGUACUUUGCUCCGUUAAUCUUUCCCUCGAUCCUGACUAGUCUCCCAGUCCCUGCUGCUGAAAAACAUCCCCACAGCAUGAUGCUGCCACCACCAUGCUUCAUCGUAGGGAUGGUGCCAGGUUUCCUCCAGAUGUGACGCUUGGCAUUCAGGUCAAAGAGUUAAAUCUUGGCUUCAUCAGACCAGAGAAUCUUGUUUCUCAUGGUCUGAGAGUCCUUUAGGUGCCUUUUGGCAAACUCCAAGCGGGUUGUCAUGUGCCUUUUACUGAGGAGUGGCUUCCGUCUGGCCACUCUACCAUAAAGGCCUGAUUGGUGGAGUGCUGCAGAGAUGGUUGUCCUUCUGGAAGGUUCUCCCAUCUCCACAGAAGUACUCUGGAGCUCUGUCAGGGUGACCAUCGGGUUCUUGGUCACCUCCCUGACCAAGGCUUCUCUCCUCCGAUUGCUCAGUUUGGCCGGGCGGCCAGUUCUAGGAAGAGUCUUGGUGGUUCCAAACUUCUUCCAUUUAAGAAUGAUGGAGGCCACUGUGUUCUUGGGUACCUUCAAUGCUGCAGAAAUGUUUUUGUACCCUUCUCUAGAUCUGUGCCUCGACACAAUCCUGUCCCCAAGCUUUUUAUUUAUUUCACCUUUAUUUAACCAGGUAAGCCUGUUGAGAACAAGUUCUCAUUUACAACUGCGACCUGGCCAAGAUAAAGCAAAGCAGUGUGAUAAAAACAACAACAACACAGAGUUAGAUAUGGGGUAAAACAAAACAUAAAGUCAAAAAUACAACAGAAAAUAUAUACAGUGUGUGCAAAUGUAGCAAGUUAUGGAGGUAAGGCAAUAAAUAGGCCAUAGUGCAAAAUAAUUACAAUUAGUAUUAACACUGGAAUGAUAGAUGUGCAAGAGAUGAUGUGCAAAUAGAGAUACUGGGGUGCAAAUGCGCAAAAUAAAUAACAAUAUGUGGAUGAGGUAGUUGGGUGGGCUAAUUUCAGAUGGGCUGUGUACAGGUGCAGUGAUCGGUAAUGUGCUCUGACAACUGAUGCUUAAAGUUAGUGAGGGAGAUAAGAGUCUCCAGUUUCAGAGAUUUUUGCAGUUCGUUCCAGUCAUUGGCAGCAGAGAACUGGAAGGAAUGGCGGCCAAAGGAGGUGUUGGCUUUGGGGAUGACCAGUGAGAUAUACAGUGAGGGAAAAAAGUAUUUGAUCCCCUGCUGAUUUUGUACGUUUGCCCACUGACAAAAAAAUGAUAGUUCUAUAAUUUUAAUGGUAGGUUUAUUUGAACAGUGAGAGACAGAAUAACAACAAAAUAAUCCAGAUAAACGCAUGUCAAAAAUGUUAUAAAUUGAUUUGCAUUUUAAUGAGGGAAAUAAGUAUUUGACCCCCUCUCAAUCAGAAAGAUUUCUGGCUCCCAGGUGUCUUUUAUACAGGUAACGAGCUGAGAUUAGGAGCACACUCUUAAAGGGAGUGCUCCUAAUCUCAGUUUGUUACCUGUAUAAAAGACACCUGUCCACAGAAGCAAUCAAUCAAUCAGAUUCCAAACUCUCCACCAUGGCCAAGACUAAAGAGCUCUCCAAGGAUGUCAGGGACAAGAUUGUAGACCUACACAAGGCUGGAAUGGGCUACAAGACCAUCGCCAAGCAGCUUGGUGAGAAGGUGACAACAGUUGGUGCGAUUAUUCGCAAAUGGAAGAAACACAAAAUAACUGUCAAUCUCCGUCGGCCUGGGGCUCCAUGCAAGAUCUCACCUCGUGGAGUUGCAAUGAUCAUGAGAACGGUGAGGAAUCAGCCCAGAACUACACGGGAGGAUCUUGUCAAUGAUCUCAAGGCAGCUGGGACCAUAGUCACCAAGAAAACAAUUGGUAACACACUACGCCGUGAAGGACUGAAAUCCUGCAGCGCCCGCAAGGUCCUCCUGCUCAAGAAAGCACAUAUACAGGCCCGUCUGAAGUUUGCCAAUGAACAUCUGAAUGAUUCAGAGGAGAACUGGGUGAAAGUGUUAUGGUCAGAUGAGACCAAAAUGGAGCUCUUUGGCAUCAACUCAACUCGCCGUGUUUGGAGGAGGAGGAAUGCUGCCUAUGACCCCAAGAACACCAUCUCCACCAUCAAACAUGGAGGUGGAAACAUUAUGCUUUGGGGGUGUUUUUCUGCUAAGGGGACAGGACAACUUCACCGCAUCAAAGGGACGAUGGACGGGGCCAUGUACCGUCAAAUCUUGGGUGAGAACCUCCUUCCCUCAGCCAGGGCAUUGAAAAUGGGUCGUGGAUGGGUAUUCCAGCAUGACAAUGACCCAAAACACACAGCCAAGGCAACAAAGGAGUGGCUCAAGAAGAUGCUGGCCUAGCCAGUCUCCAGACCUUAAUCCCAUAGAAAAUCUGUGGAGGGAGAUGAAGGUUCGAGUUGCCAAACGUCAGCCUCGAAACCUUAAUGACUUGGAGAAGAUCUGCAAAGAGGAGUGGGACAAAAUCCCUCCUGAGAUGUCUGCAAACCUGGUGGCCAACUACAAGAAACAUCUGACCUCUGUGAUUGCCAACAAGGGUUUUGCCACCAAGUACUAAGUCAUGUUUUGCAGAGGGGUCAAAUACUUAUUUCCCUCAUUAAAAUGCAAAUCAAUUCAUAACAUUUUUAACAUGCGUUUUUCUGGAUUUUUUUGUUGUUAUUCUGUCUCUCACUGUUCAAAUAAACCUACCAUUAAAAUGAUAGACUGAUCAUGUCUUUGUCAGUGGGCAAACAUACAAAAUCAGCAGGGGAUCAAAUACUUUUUUCGCUCACUGUACCUGCUGGAGCGCAUACUACGGGUGGGUGUUGCUAUGGUGACCAAUGAGCUAAGAUAAGGAGGGGAUUUGCCUAGCAGUGAUUUAUAGAUGGCCUGGAGCCAGUGGGUUUGGUGACGAAUAUGUAGUGAGGACCAGCCAACAAGAGCGUACAGGUCACAGUGGUGGGUAGUAUAUGGGGCUUUGGUGACAAAACGGAUGGCACUGUGAUAGACUACAUCCAAUUUGCGGAGUAGAGUGUUGGAGGCUAUUUUGUAAACGACAUCGCCGAAGUCAAGGUUCGGUAGGAUAGUCAGUUUUACGAGGGCAUGUUUGGCAGCAUGAGUGAAGGAGGCAUUGUUGCGAAAUAGGAAGCAGAUUCUAGAUUUAACUUUGGAUUGGAUAUGCUUAAUGUGAGUCUGGAAGGAGAGUUUACAGUCUAACCAGACACCUAGGUAUUUGUAGUUGUCCACAUACUCCAGGUCAGACCCGUCGAGAGUAGUGAUUCUAGUCGGGUGGGCGGGUGCCAGCAGCGUUCGAUUGAAGAGCAUGCAUUUAGUUUUACUUGUGUUUAAGAGCAGUUGGAGGCUACGGAAGGAGUGUUGUAUGGCAUUGAAGCUCGUUUGGAGGUUUGUUAACACAGUGUCCAAUGAAGGGCCAGAUGUAUACAAAAUGGUGUCGUCUGCGUAGAGGUGGAUCUGAGAGUCACCAGCAGCAAGAGCGACAUCAUUGAUAUACACAGAUAAAAGAGUCGGCCCAAGAAUUGAACCCUGUGGUACCCCCAUAGAGACUGCCAUAGGCCCAGACAACAGGCCCUCCGAUUUAACACAUUGAACUCUAUCUGAGAAGUAGUUGGUGAACCAGGCGAGGCAGUCAUUUGAGAAACCAAGGCUAUUUAGUCUGCCAAUAAGAAUGCGGUGGUUGACAGUGUCGAAAGCCUUGGCCAGGUCGAUGAAGAUGGCUGCACAGUACUGUCUAUUAUCGAUCGCGGUUAUAAUAUCGUUUAGGACCUUGAGCGUGGCUGAGGUGCACCCAUGACCAGCUCGGAAACCGGAUUGCAUAGCGGGGAAGGUACGUUGGGAUUUGAAAUGGUCGGUGAUCUGUUUGUUAACUUGGCUUUCAAAAACUUUCGAAAGGCAGGGCAGGAUGGAUAUAGGUCUGUAACAGUUUGGAUCUAUGAGGAUAUAUUAAAGGCUUCACUGUUGACUGAGGAAGAGAAACUUAACUACACUGCCGUUAAAGAUUUCAUAGGGCAACACAACAUUAUAUUUGAGAGAGCUAGGUUUAAUGUGCGAGAACAGGAGCAGGGUGAAACAGCUGACACUUUUAUCACAGCGGUUCACAAGCUAGUGGAACAUUGUCAGUUUGGCACACUCAAGGAAGAACUGAUCCGAAAUCAGAUUGUAGUGGGAAUAAGAAAUAUCGAACUUUCUGAAAAGUUACAGUUGGAUGCACAGCUUACCUUGUCCAAAGCUGUUAACCAGGUUAGGCAGAGUGAGAUAGUAAAAAAACAGCAGGCAAUGCUGUGCAGCGGCAGAUCUAUGCAGACUGAGUGAAGAGAGCGAGGAAAUAGAUGCGUUCUCAUACCGUGCUAAAAAAAAACUGAGGGGAACGCAGAGACAGACGUGGAGAAAACAAUCACACACAGCGCCAGUAGCCAGUUCAAGCGUUUGUGGCAAAUGUGGGAAAUCCCCUUUGCACAGCUGGAAAGAUUGCCCAGGAAAGGAUGAAGAAUGCAGGAAAUGUCACAGGAGAGGACACUUUUCAGCGGUCUGACGAUCAAAGUUUUAAAAAAUAAAUUCCCAAAAGUUUUUCUGGCUUAGGAAGGCUACAAGGUGACUACAAAAUCCGCCUGAAGAAGGAUGCGGUCCCCUAUGCCAUUACCAACCCUCACCAUGUGCCUAUCCCUUUAUUGGCCAAAGUAAAGGAUGAGUUGGGGAGGAUGGAAGAAAUUGAGGCUGUGUCUAAAAUAGAGAGUCCCACUGACUGGUGUGCAGGGAUGGUGGUGGUCCCAAAAACCAAUGGGGACAUAAGGAUCUGUGUGGACGUGACUAACUUGAAUGAGGCACUCUGCAGAGAGAGACACAUCUUACCAUCAAUGGAGCAGUCGCUGGCCCAGUUGGAUGGCUCACAGGUCUUCACAAAGCUGAAUGCCCGCUCAGGAUUCUGGGAGAUACCCCUGUCACCAGAGAGUAGGGCACUCACAACGUUUAUAACACAGUUUGGCAGGUACUGUUUCAACGUUUUGCUAUUUGGAAUCGCUUCCGGUCCUGAGCAUUUCCAAAGACACAUGUCCCAGCUGUUGUGUGGGCUGAGUGGUAUCAUAGUCCAUGCGGACGACGUGCUUGUGUGCGGACGGGACAGAGCAGAACAUGAGGACUCACAGCAGUUCUGACCAGACUCCAGGAGAUUGGCCUAACACUCAAAGAAAAAUGCACCUUCUCACUGUCAGAGGUCUUGUUCUUGGGAAACAGAAUCAGUGCAGCUGGAAUAGAGCCGGACCCAGACAAGAUCAGCGCCGUCACAGAUAUGCCCAACCCCCAGAACGUUGUUGAAGUCAGGACCUUCUUAGGCAUGGCUACAUAUGUGGGUAAGUUCCUCCCACAGUUUUCAGACACAACUGAACCCCUGAGAGACUUAUUAGCCAAAGAGAAUGACUGGUCAUGGGGUCACAUGCAACAAAAUCAAAGGAGACCUCACAGAGAGUGCUGGCCCAGUACCGUCCCCACGCUAAGACAAAGGUAUCAGCACAUGCAUCAUCUUUUGGGCUGGCGGCAGUCCUCACACAGCUGCAGGACAACAUGGAGUGGUAGAUAAUGCGUUUAGAUAAUACUACAAGUAUAGUAUUCAGUGUGUGUCUUCCUGCAGGAUACGGGGAGAGAGCUGGACAGGCUGUGCUCCUUCCUAGGUUUGUCUCCUUCAGCAGAGGAGAAGGAGAGGGUGAGAGGAGGAGUGCAGUUUGACAACAUGAAGAAGAACAACAUGGCCAACUACUCCACCGUCUCAAUCAUGGAUUUCAAGAUCUCUCCAUUCAUGCGAAAAGGUAGACUUCUCCAUUUCUCCCCUAUACCUCUCUCUCUGUCAGUCUUUCCCUCCUCCUUUCUCUAUGUCCAUCACCUUUUCUUUGCUCAAGAUUAUCUCUCUCGCGCUCUCUCUCUUGCUCUCUCUCUCUCUCCCACCCCCGGUCUCUCCAGGAAAGGUUGGUGACUGGAAGAACCAUUUCACUGUGGCCCAGAGUGAGCAGUUUGAUGAAGACUAUAAGAAGAAGAUGAAAAACACCACCGUACAGUUCCGCACUGUAGUCUAGGGGAUGUGGUCAGGUUGAUUGUUUGAUUGUUUCUGGUCAGGUUGAUUGAUUGUUUAUUUUAGCACAUAUGGACCUACGAUAGCCUCGGCUGGGUUGUCAGGCUUCCAUUGGUCCACAGUUAACUGGGUCAUGGUGCUGAAAUAUACAGGGUGAGGAUCAUAUUGUAUUAUAUCCUAGAGUGUGAAUGAGAAAGAUCAUGAAGUGUCAUAUAAUAAAACAUUUGAGAAUGAUUGAUGCUACUUUGAGAUAUGAGCUAGAGUCAAAUGAGGACAUGCUGCACAGUACCUUCUUAUGAAUGUGAGCUAUUUGUAAAUCCUCUUGCCUGGUCUGUUUUUCAGUGUCUGAGAAAAAAACAGUGAGAGUCGAUACAGUAAUAAAUAUGUGAAUGGAGAAGAACAUUAUUAAGCAUCCAGCAUUGUUUUAUGCAGUUUCAAAAAUAUAUAUACUUUGAAACUAUGUAACAAUUCUUACUCUUAUAGUGUAUACAGUAUGACUAAAUGUAAUACAUUGACGUUCAUGUACUUGUAUUUAAAUUAAUAUGAAAUGUCUCUAUGACCCAAAGCAGUUAGAGAGCCAGUAAUUUGCACAUAUACACACUCACCCUCCACUUUUCACAGCUGUCUCAGCUGCAUGUUCACUAUGCCUGUGAAAAGCAUAACACCUGCACUGUAAAAAGUGGGAUGGUGCUGUUGUUUAUCUGAAGUGCUUCUACUGAUUGGAAUUAUAGAAAAUUACACUUUGGUUCUUCCAACCUAUUUUAUUCAAUUUGGCUGAAAUCAAUUAACAUUUUUUUUAGAUCAGUGUGAUUUUUUAAAUAUAAUGAAAGCUUCUAAAUUGCUUUCAACACCUCAUGCGCAUGCACAUUGUGUAGCGGUAGGGGCAAUGUAGUGGUGGCAGCUUAUCAGAAGAGUUGGAGGCGUGGCUUAUUGGGGUUUUUUUUUUUGUGAGAGUGAAUGUCAUUCCUGUUAAUGUGGUCUAUUGUGUUUGAUAUUAAAUGUUAAACUUGUACACUGCCAGCAUAUGUAAUGAUACUUACAUAAAUGCAUAUGGUACUAAAGUGCCUGAUAAGGCUUUAUGUUGAAGUAGCCAAUGCUUGGUUAUGAUCUCCAUAACUACUGUAUGAAACUUUACCUGUGACAUCUGACCUCCUCACCAUACCUCCUUACCAAGUAACAUUACAGUCUCUUUUGUGUGAUUGUGGGCAUCUAACAAGCAACCGAGCGAUCAAUGGUUGAUGCAGUAGGUGAAAGAUAUGUGUACAGACUGUAAAAAAGCUGCAGCUCAUUCAGAAUGCAGCUGCUAGAAUGUUAACCAGGACCAAGAGAACGGAGCACAUCACUCCGGUUCUUAAAUCUUUACAUUGGCUUCCAGUCAGUUACAGAAUUGAUUUCAAAGUGGUGCUUUUAGUUUAUAAAUCUUUGAAUGGUUUAGGACCCGAGUACAUGUGUGAUAUGUUUGAAGAAUAUAAACCGAGCAGGGCUCUUAGAUCCAUGAACACAGGUCAGCUAGUAGAGCCCAGAGCCCAAACUAAACAUGGAGAAGCUGCGUUUGUCCUUAUAGCUUCCUAUGUUUUUAUCCCAUUUUUAAUUUUUAAUCUUUAUAUGUUUGUUUUUUUAUUGUAUUUUUAUUAUUAUGAUGUUUUCAUUAUUUUUGAUAAACAUCUUUGUAAAGCACAUUGAAUUGCUUCGAUGUAUGAAUUGUGCUAUAUAAAUAAACUUGCUUGCUUACAUGCCUCACACAGUGCACAGGCACACACUCUGCAGCCUAGUCUCCGGUCAGGUAAGAGUGAGACACACCCACACUGUUGAAAAGUGAUUUAGACAGUGUGUUGAAGACUGUGCAGGAGGUUUAAGAUCACAGAAAGACACUAUCUACCACAGAACACUGCCCAUUCUGUAGCCUAUCAGGUGAGUGUGUGUGUGUGUGUGUGCGUGUGUGCUUUGAAGGAAGGUGGGUGAUUGAGUAUUUGCCGAGGAGGUCUUAGUUGAGUAAUUUUACAUGUAACUAAGAUGUUUGGUGCAGUAUUUCGCAAGUGAAAAAAUGUGCAUGAAAACGAGUCGUCUGUCAUUAAAUGACAAAAAACACUUAAUUGAAGAAUCCCUACUGUUGACCAAUCACCGAACUUCGACUAGCCUCAAGAAAAAAUGUGUGCUCGAACAGCCCCGCCCAAAAAACGCUGAACGCUGUCGAUCACCAAAACGGACAAAAAUGUCACAAAAUGUUGUCAUAAUAUAUGCGCAAACUGUUUCAUCUGGGAAGCACAUGGCAAGCUUUAGGUAAUAAUAACUUUGCUCAAUCCUGUGUCCAGCAGACAUUAUAAUGGUCAGCUGCCACCUAGUGGUAUAUGUCUGGUAAUGUAAGUUCCCCCUGGUGAUUUAGUAGUGACACAUGAGAUACUGUGAAAGAGAGCAGAAAACCCCUCAGCUCUGGAGUAGAGCCAGAACAAACCAGACCCUGAAAAACAAAAGAGGGAAGAGAGAAUGGGGGAGGAGACAGGAAAGGAGGAGCACUGAGACUAAAAGAGGAGACAUUUUGUAAGCAGUGCAUUCACCCUGAGGUAUCUUACUCAGAAAGAGCAGGGUAAGUCAGUUAUUUUGGUAUGUAGGAAUUACUAUCAUGUGUAGUACGUUGUUACUGUCAUCGUUUAAAGAAACAUUAAGACUUAGUCUUUGUUAACAUUUGUAGGCGAGCAUAUCAAUGGAGCGUUAUUCCUCUCUAUGUUUGAAUUAUAGAACCAUUCGGAUCGCUAAAAUAUUCUGUUCAAACUUCACAUCCAAGCAUAAACACUCCUGUGGUGAUCCUUGACCAAAUACAUGUCCCACUUUUACAGAUGGAGCUGCCACCUCGACCAAAACUCUUUGACUUCCAUGGAGUCUCCAUGACCAACUACUUCACUGACAACUGGGACAAUGUACAGAACUUCCAGGCCAGACCAGAUGACAUUCUCAUCGCUACCUACCCCAAAGCAGGUCUCUCUCAGUCUGAUGUUGAUGUUUCAUUAAAUAUAGUGUUUUGGUUAGUGAAUGACUGUGUAUCUGUCCCCUAUCUGUAUCCCUCUCUUAGGUACCACAUGGGUCUCCUACAUUCUAGACCUGCUUUAUUUUGGCCAGACAGACCCUGAGCGUCAGACACCCAUCUUUGAGAAGGUUCCUUUUCUGGAGUUGCUCAUUCCUCUUUACCCUCCAGGUUAGAAUAGAGAAUUUGAUAAAUUAAAUCAUACUUCUCUCAUUUUGCCAUUUCUUUGUUAAAAGUUAGAUAAAGUCCUAAGCAGUAAUUCCGUUUUUUAUAUCAUGACAGGAACGGCUGAACAGUGUUAAUAUCCAUCAAACAGCUACUUUGUUAUUCUAAUGUUUAUCCUAGGGGUGGAGGUGCUGGACAACUUAACCACCUCUCCUCGCCUCAUCAAGACUCACCUCCCAGUCCAGUUUCUGCCCAAGUCCUUCUGGGAGCAGAACUGCAGGGUACAGUAUUUGUAACUUCUCCUCUAUGUUUCUCCACUAUAUAGCCGCUAUAUAUAAAUGCAAUCUCUCUCUCUACAGAUAGUGUAUGUGGCCCGUAAUGCCAAGGACAAUGCAGUGUCUUAUUUCCACUUUGACCGCAUGAACCAGGCCCAGCCAGAGCCAGGAGACUGGAACAACUUCUUACAGAGAUUCAUGGAUGGAAAGAGUGAGUGAACGAGAGAAUAAAGGAGUGAUUGAAUGAGUAAGUGAUAAUAGUCCCCAUGCACUCCAUGAAUUUGUCUACUCUGCACUUGCUCAGUGGUGUUUGGUUCCUGGUAUGACCAUGUGACUGGCUGGUGGGAGAAGAAACAGACUCACUCCAAAAUCCUCUACCUCUUCUAUGAGGACAUGGUUGAGGUGAGUAGAAUACUGAUGCUAUGUGUGUGUUACAGUAUUAUUGAGAUGUGUCUAAUGAUCUCAGUGCACACAUAUGCUCAAGAGCCAUACUAACUUCUGCUCUAGGAGGUUAGCUGUUUCCACUGUCGAUAUCUAGUGUGUAUGUGUUCCUACAGGAUACGGGGAGAGAGCUAGACAGGCUGUGCUCCUUCCUAGGUUUGUCUACUUCAGCAGAGGAGAAGGAGAGGGUGAGAGGAGGAGUGCAGUUUGAUACUAUGAAGAAGAACACCAUGGCCAACUACUCCAAGGACCUUGUGAUGGACUUUAAGAUAUCCCCCUUCAUGCGCAAAGGUGAGUGUGUGUGUGUGUGUGUGUGUGUGUGUGUGUGUGUGUGUGUGUGUGUGUGUGAGAGAGAGAGAGAAUGAGAGAGAGAAAUAUUAAACUGCUGGAGCUCAGCUCUUCCAGCUAUCACAACAGACACACAUGAACACACUAAGAGACACAACGUCAUCACAGACACCAUAACAUUUGUGCUGGUACCUGGUGUGGAGACAUUGGAAUACUUUCUUCUGAUCUACUGAACUUUCAAACUAUCAUUAUACCUGUCUGUCUGUCACACUCCAGGAAAGGUUGGUGACUGGAAGAACCAUUUCACUGUGGCCCAGAGUGAACAGUUUGAUGAAGACUAUAAGAAGAAGAUGAAAAACACCACCGUACAGUUCCGCACUGUAGUCUAGGGGAUGUGGUCAGGUUGAUUGUUUGAUUAUUUCUGGUCAGGUUGAUUGAUUGUUUAUUUUAGCACAUAUAGACCUACGAUAGCCUCGGCUUGGUUGUCAGGCUUCCAUUGGUCCACAGUUAACUGGGUCAUGGUGCUGAAAUAUACAGGGUGAGGAUCAUAUUGUAUUAUAUCCUAGAGUGUGAAUGAGGAAGAUCAUGAAGUGUCAUAUAAUAAAACAUUUGAGAAUGAUUGAUGCUACUUUGAGAUAUGAGCUAGAGUCAAAUGAGGACAUGCUGCACAGUACCUUCUUAUGAAUGUGAGCUAUUUGUAAAUCCUCUUGCCUGGUCUGUUUUUCAGUGUCUGAGAAAAAAACAGUGAGAGUCGAUACAGUAAUAAAUAUGUGAAUGGAGAAUAACAUUAUUAAGCAUCCAGCAUUGAUUUAUGCAUUUUCAAAAAUAUAUAUACUUUGAAACUAUGUAACAAUUCAUACUCUUAUACUGUAUACAGUAUGAAUGAACAUAAUAGAUUGAUGUUCAUGUACUUGUAUUUAAAUUCAUAUGAAAUGUCUCUAUGACCCAAAGCAGUUAGAGAGCCAGUAAUUUGCACAUAUACACACUCACCCUCCACUUUUCACAGCUGUCUCAGCUGUAUGUUCACUAUGCCUGUGAAAAGCAUAACACCUGCACUGUAAAAAGUGGAAUGGUGCUGUUGUUCAUCUGAAGUGCUUCUACUGAUUGGAAUUAUAGAAAAUUACGCUUUCGUUCUUCCAACCUAUUUUAUUCAAUUUGGCUGAAAUCAAAUAACGAUUUUUUCUAGAUCAGUGUGAUUUUUUAAACAUAAUGAAAGCUUCUGAAUUGCUUUCAACACCUCAUGCACAUGCACAUUGUGUAGCGGUAGGGGCAAUGUAGUGGUGGCAGCUUAUCAGAAGAGUUGGGGGCGUGGCUUAUUGUGGGCUUGGCUUUUUUUUUGUGAGAGUGAAUGUCAUUCCUGUUAAUGUGGUCUAUUGUGUUUGAUAUUAAAUGUUAAACUUGUACACUGCCAGCAUCUGUAAUGAUACUUACAUAAAUGCAUGUGGUACUAAAGUGCCUGAUAAGGCUUUAUGUUGAAGUAGCCAAUGCUUGGUUAUGAUCUCCAUAACUACUGUAUGAAACUUUACCUGUGACAUCUGACCUCCUCACCAGACCUCCUUACCAAGUAACAUUUCAGAGUCUCUUUUGUAUGUGAUUGUGGGCGUCUAAAAAGCAACCGAGCGAUCAAAGGUUGAUGCAGUAUGUGAAAGACAUGUGUACACGCCUCACACAGUGCACAGGCACACAAUCUGCAGCCUAGUCUCCGGUCAGGUAAGAGUGAGACACACCCACACUGUUGAAAAGUGAUUUAGACAGUGUGUUGAAGACUGUGCAGGAAGUUUAAGAUCACAGAAAGACAAAGACACUAUCUACCACAGAACACUGCACAUUCUGUAGCCUAUCAGGUGAGUGAGUGUGUGUGUGUGUGAGCGUAUGUGCUUUGAAGGAAGGUGGGUGAUUGAGUAUGUUUGGGGUCAGGUCAGAUGUGUAAAGGCAUCUGCAUACAUAGGUUCGGUUUGUUCUUAGCAGAACUCGGCAAGGUAAAGCCUCGCAUACUUCCUUAAAAAGCCAUUCGCUUGAAAAACAAGAAACAAGCAGAAAUAUUACAGUUUGUAAGCCAGUACACCUCCUCAAAAUACUCAGAAUUAAUCUAAGAUAAUUCAAGAAUUUUGACGCUUUUGCCGAGGAGGUCUUAGUUGAGUAAUUUUACAUGUAACUAAGAUGUUUGGUGCAGUAUUUCGCAAGUGAAAAAAUGUGCAUGAAAACGAGUCGUCUGUCAUUGAAUGACAAAAAACACUUAAUUGAAGAAUCCCUACUGUUGACCAAUCACCGAACUUCGACUAGCCUCAAGAAAAAAUGUGUGCUCGAACAGCCCCGCCCAAAAAACGCUGAACGCUGUCGAACACCAAAACGAACAAAAAUGUCACAAAAUGUUGUCAUAAUAUAUGCGCAAACUGUUUCAUCUGGGAAGCACAUGGCAACCUUUAGGUAAUAAUAACUUUGCUCAAUCCUGUGUCCAGCAGACAUUAUAAUGGUCAGCUGCCACCUAGUGGUAUAUGUCUGGUAAUGUAAGUGCCCCCUGGUGAUUUAGUAGUGACACAUGAGAUACUGUGAAAGAGAGCAGAAAACCCCUCAGCUCUGGAGUAGAGCCAGAACAAACCAGACCCUGAAAAACAAAAGAGGGAAGAGAGAAUGGGGGAGGAGACAGGAAAGGAGGAGCACUGAGACUAAAAGAGGAAACAUUUUGUAAGCAGUGCAUUCACCCUGAGGUAUCUUACUCAGAAAGAGCAGGGUAAGUCAGUUAUUUUGGUAUGUAGGAAUUACUAUCAUGUGUAGUACGUUGUUACUGUCAUCGUUUAAAGAAACAUUAAGACUUAGUCUUUGUUAACAUUUGUAGGCGAGCAUAUCAAAGGAGCGUUAUUCCUCUCUAUGUUUGAAUUAUAGAACCAUUCGGAUCGCUAAAAUAUUCUGUUCAAACUUCACAUCCAAGCAUAAACACUCCUGUGGUGAUCCUUGACCAAAUACAUGUCCCACUUUUACAGAUGGAGCUGCCACCUCGACCAAAACUCUUUGACUUCCAUGGAGUCUCCAUGACCAACUACUUCACUGACAACUGGGACAAUGUACAGAACUUCCAGGCCAGACCAGAUGACAUUCUCAUCGCUACCUACCCCAAAGCAGGUCUCUCUCAGUCUGAUGUUGAUGUUUCAUUAAAGAUAGUGUUUUGGUUAGUGAAUGACUGUGUAUCUGUCCCCUAUCUGUAUCCCUCUCUUAGGUACCACAUGGGUCUCCUACAUUCUAGACCUGCUUUAUUUUGGCCAGACAGACCCUGAGCGUCAGACACCCAUCUUUGAGAAGGUUCCUUUUCUGGAGUUGCUCAUUCCUCUUUACCCUCCAGGUUAGAAUAGAGAAUUGGAUAAAUUAAAUCAUACUUCUCUCAUUUUACCAUUUCUUUGUAAAAAGUUAGAUAAAGUCCUAAGCAGUAAUUCCGUUUUUUAUAUCAUGACAGGAACGGCUGAACAGUGUUAAUAUCCAUCAAACAGCUACUUUGUUAUUUUAAUGUUUAUCCUAGGGGUGGAGGUGCUGGACAACUUAACUACCUCUCCUCGCCUCAUCAAGACUCACCUCCCAGUCCAGUUGCUGCCCAAGUCCUUCUGGGAGCAGAACUGCAGGGUACAGUAUUUGUAACUUCUCCUCUAUGUUUCUCCACUAUAUAGCCACUAUAUAUAAAUGCAAUCUCUCUCUCUACAGAUAGUGUAUGUGGCCCGUAAUGCCAAGGACAAUGCAGUGUCUUAUUUCCACUUUGACCGCAUGAACCAGGCCCAGCCAGAGCCAGGAGACUAGAACAACUUCUUACAGAGAUUCAUGGAUGGAAAGAGUGAGUGAACGAGAGAAUAAAGGAGUGAUUGAAUGAGUAAGUGAUAAUAGUCCCCAUGCACUCCAUGAAUUUGUCUACUCUGCACUUGCUCAGUGGUGUUUGGUUCCUGGUAUGACCAUGUGACUGGCUGGUGGGAGAAGAAACAGACUCACUCCAAAAUCCUCUACCUCUUCUAUGAGGACAUGGUUGAGGUGAGUAGAAUACUGAUGCUAUGUGUGUGUUACAGUAUUAUUGAGAUGUGUCUAAUGAUCUCAGUGCACACAUAUGCUCAAGAGCCAUACUAACUUCUGCUCUAGGAGGUUAGCUGUUUCCACUGUCGAUAUCUAGUGUGUAUGUGUUCCUACAGGAUACGGGGAGAGAGCUAGACAGGCUGUGCUCCUUCCUAGGUUUGUCUACUUCAGCAGAGGAGAAGGAGAGGGUGAGAGGAGGAGUGCAGUUUGAUACUAUGAAGAAGAACACCAUGGCCAACUACUCCAAGGACCUUGUGAUGGACUUUAAGAUAUCCCCCUUCAUGCGCAAAGGUGAGUGUGUGUGUGUGUGUGUGUGUGUGUGUGUGUGUGUGUGAGAGAGAGAGAGAAUGAGAGAGAGAAAUAUUAAACUGCUGGAGCUCAGCUCUUCCAGCUAUCACAACAGACACACAUGAACACACUAAGAGACACAACGUCAUCACAGACACCAUAACAUUUGUGCUGGUACCUGGUGUGGAGACAUUGGAAUACUUUCUUCUGAUCUACUGAACUUUCAAACUAUCAUUAUACCUGUCUGUCUGUCACACUCCAGGAAAGGUUGGUGACUGGAAGAACCAUUUCACUGUGGCCCAGAGUGAACAGUUUGAUGAAGACUAUAAGAAGAAGAUGAAAAACACCACCGUACAGUUCCGCACUGUAGUCUAGGGGAUGUGGUCAGGUUGAUUGUUUGAUUAUUUCUGGUCAGGUUGAUUGAUUGUUUAUUUUAGCACAUAUAGACCUACGAUAGCCUCGGCUUGGUUGUCAGGCUUCCAUUGGUCCACAGUUAACUGGGUCAUGGUGCUGAAAUAUACAGGGUGAGGAUCAUAUUGUAUUAUAUCCUAGAGUGUGAAUGAGGAAGAUCAUGAAGUGUCAUAUAAUAAAACAUUUGAGAAUGAUUGAUGCUACUUUGAGAUAUGAGCUAGAGUCAAAUGAGGACAUGCUGCACAGUACCUUCUUAUGAAUGUGAGCUAUUUGUAAAUCCUCUUGCCUGGUCUGUUUUUCAGUGUCUGAGAAAAAAACAGUGAGAGUCGAUACAGUAAUAAAUAUGUGAAUGGAGAAUAACAUUAUUAAGCAUCCAGCAUUGAUUUAUGCAUUUUCAAAAAUAUAUAUACUUUGAAACUAUGUAACAAUUCAUACUCUUAUACUGUAUACAGUAUGAAUAAACAUAAUAGAUUGAUGUUCAUGUACUUGUAUUUAAAUUCAUAUGAAAUGUCUCUAUGACCCAAAGCAGUUAGAGAGCCAGUAAUUUGCACAUACACACACUCACCCUCCACUUUUCACAGCUGUCUCAGCUGCAUGUUCACUAUGCCUGUGAAAAGCAUAACACCUGCACUGUAAAAAGUGGGAUGGUGCUGUUGUUCAUCUGAAGUGCUUCUACUGAUUGGAAUUAUAGAAAAUUACGCUUUCGUUCUUCCAACCUAUUUUAUUCAAUUUGGCUGAAAUCAAAUAACGAUUUUUUCUAGAUCAGUGUGAUUUUUUAAACAUAAUGAAAGCUUCUGAAUAGCUUUCAACACCUCAUGCACAUGCACAUUGUGUAGCGGUAGGGGCAAUAUAGUGGUGGCAGCUUAUCAGAAGAGUUGGGGGCGUGGCUUAUUGUGGGCUUGGCUUUUUUUUUGUGAGAGUGAAUGUCAUUCCUGUUAAUGUGGUCUAUUGUGUUUGAUAUUAAAUGUUAAACUUGUACACUGCCAGCAUCUUUAAUGAUACUUACAUAAAUGCAUGUGGUACUAAAGUGCCUGAUAAGGCUUUAUGUUGAAGUAGCCAAUGCUUGGUUAUGAUCUCCAUAACUACUGUAUGAAACUUUACCUGUGACAUCUGACCUCCUCACCAUACCUCCUUACCAAGUAACAUUUCAGAGUCUCUUUUGUAUGUGAUUGUGGGCGUCUAACAAGCAACCGAGCGAUCAAAGGUUGAUGCAGUAUGUGAAAGACAUGUGUACACGCCUCACACAGUGCACAGGCACACAAUCUGCAGCCUAGUCUCCGGUCAGGUAAGAGUGAGACACACCCACACUGUUGAAAAGUGAUUUAGACAGUGUGUUGAAGACUGUGCAGGAAGUUUAAGAUCACAGAAAGACAAAGACACUAUCUACCACAGAACACUGCCCAUUCUGUAGACUAUCAGGUGAGUGAGUGUGUGUGUGUGUGAGCGUAUGUGCUUUGAAGGAAGGUGGGUGAUUGAGUAUGUUUGGGGUCAGGUCAGAUGUGUAAAGGCAUCUGCAUACAUAGGUUCGGUUUGUUCUUAGCAGAACUCGGCAAGGUGAAGCCUCGCAUACUUCCUUAAAAAGCCAUUCGCUUGAAAAACAAGAAACAAGCAGAAAUAUUACAGUUUGUAAGCCAGUACACCUCCUCAAAAUACUCAGAAUUAAUCUAAGAUAAUUCAAGAAUUUUGACGCUUUUGCCGAGGUCGUCUUAGUUGAGUAAUUUUACAUGUAACUAAGAUGUUUGGUGCAGUAUUUCGCAAGUGAAAAAAUUUGCAUGAAAACGAGUCGUCUGUCAUUGAAUGACAAAAAACACUUAAUUGAAGAAUCCCUACUGUUGACCAAUCACCGAACUUCGACUAGCCUCAAGAAAAAAUGUGUGCUCGAACAGCCCCGCCCAAAAAACGCUGAACGCUGUCGAACACCAAAACGAACAAAAAUGUCACAAAAUGUUGUCAUAAUAUAUGCGCAAACUGUUUCAUCUGGGAAGCACAUGGCAACCUUUAGGUAAUAAUAACUUUGCUCAAUCCUGUGUCCAGCAGACAUUAUAAUGGUCAGCUGCCACCUAGUGGUAUAUGUCUGGUAAUGUAAGUGCCCCCUGGUGAUUUAGUAGUGACACAUGAGAUACUGUGAAAGAGAGCAGAAAACCCCUCAGCUCUGGAGUAGAGCCAGAACAAACCAGACCCUGAAAAACAAAAGAGGGAAGAGAGAAUGGGGGAGGAGACAGGAAAGGAGGAGCACUGAGACUAAAAGAGGAGACAUUUUGUAAGCAGUGUAUUCACCCUGAGGUAUCUUACUCAGAAAGAGCAGGGUAAGUCAGUUAUUUUGGUAUGUAGGAAUUACUAUCAUGUGUAGUACGUUGUUACUGUCAUCGUUUAAAGAAACAUUAAGACUUAGUCUUUGUUAACAUUUGUAGGCGAGCAUAUCAAUGGAGCGUUAUUCCUCUCUAUGUUUGAAUUAUAGAACCAUUCGGAUCGCUAAAAUAUUCUGUUCAAACUUCACAUCCAAGCAUAAACACUCCUGUGGUGAUCCUUGACCAAAUACAUGUCCCACUUUUACAGAUGGAGCUGCCACCUCGACCAAAACUCUUUGACUUCCAUGGAGUCUCCAUGACCAACUACUUCACUGACAACUGGGACAAUGUACAGAACUUCCAGGCCAGACCAGAUUACAUUAUCAUCGCUACCUACCCCAAAGCAGGUCUCUCUCAGUCUGAUGUUGAUGUUUCAUUAAAGAUAGUGUUUUGGUUAGUGAAUGACUGUGUAUCCGUCCCCUAUCUGUAUCCCUCUCUUAGGUACCACAUGGGUCUCCUACAUUCUAGACCUGCUGUAUUUUGGCCAGACAGACCCUGAGCGUCAGACACCCAUCUUUGAGAAGGUUCCUUUUCUGGAGUUGCUCAUUCCUCUUUACCCUCCAGGUUAGAAUAGAGAAUUGGAUAAAUUAAAUCAUACUUCUCUCAUUUUGCCAUUUCUUUGUUAAAAGUUAGAUAAAGUCCUAAGCAGUAAUUCCAUUUUUUAUAUCAUGACAGGAACGGCUGAACAGUGUUAAUAUCCAUCAAACAGCUACUUUGUUAUUCUAAUGUUUAUCCUAGGGGUGGAGGUGCUGGACAACUUAACUACCUCUCCUCGCCUCAUCAAGACUCACCUCCCAGUCCAGUUGCUGCCCAAGUCCUUCUGGGAGCAGAACUGCAGGGUACAGUAUUUGUAACUUCUCCUCCAUGUUUCUCCACUAUAUAGCCGCUAUAUAUAAAUGCAAUCUCUCUCUCUGCAGAUAGUGUAUGUGGCCCGUAAUGCCAAGGACAAUGCAGUGUCUUAUUUCCACUUUGACCGCAUGAACCAGGCCCAGCCAGAGCCAGGAGACUGGAACAACUUCUUACAGAGAUUCAUGGAUGGAAAGAGUGAGUGAACGAGAGUAUAAAGGAGUGAUUGAAUGAGUAAGUGAUAAUAGUCCCCAUGCACUCCAUGAAUUUGUCUACUCUGCACUUGCUCAGUGGUGUUUGGUUCCUGGUAUGACCAUGUGACUGGCUGGUGGGAGAAGAAACAGACUCACUCCAAAAUCCUCUACCUCUUCUAUGAGGACAUGGUUGAGGUGAGUAGAAUACUGAUGCAAUGUGUGUGUUGCAGUAUUAUUGAGAUUUGUCUAAUGAUCUCAGUGCACACAUAUGCUCAAGAGCCAUACUAACUGCUGCUCUAGGAGGUUAGCUGUUUCCACUGUCGAUAUCUAGUGUGUAUGUGUUCCUGCAGGAUACGGGGAGAGAGCUAGACAGGCUGUGCUCCUUCCUAGGUUUGUCUCCUUCAGCAGAGGAGAGGGAGAGGGUGAGAGGAGGAGUGCAGUUUGACAACAUGAAAAAGAACAACAUGGCCAACUACUCCAAGGACCUUGUGAUGGACUUUAAGAUAUCCCCCUUUAUGCGCAAA